Molecule: messenger RNA, 2535 nt
Organism: Aspergillus novofumigatus IBT 16806
Lineage: Eukaryota; Fungi; Ascomycota; Eurotiomycetes; Eurotiales; Aspergillaceae
Product: putative transcription initiation factor TFIID subunit 12
Exons: 4
Coding region: 310-2082 (590 amino acids)
Biological process (GO): RNA polymerase II preinitiation complex assembly; DNA-templated transcription initiation
Cellular component (GO): transcription factor TFIID complex; SLIK (SAGA-like) complex; SAGA complex
Molecular function (GO): TBP-class protein binding; protein heterodimerization activity; DNA binding
Source: RefSeq, a predicted model, not a curated record
GACCAGGCUUUAUCAAUCCCUUUUCUCAAGCUGGAAGGCUGCGUCUGGAGUCUUGAAUCCAUCCUGUGGGAAAUUUUUUUUGGCCCGUCUGCCGGCGUUACGAGGAUUUUACAAUAUAUCUCCUCUCACCAUCACGACGCAGUCCAGGCCGAAUUCACCAUUUUGACCUCAAAGUAACACCUUCGGAGUAACCUCGUCACAAGCGCAGCCUCCUUUGUCCCGUUCAGCUACCUCCCUCACGAGCCUCGGCAUAACCCGUCAAGCUUCUCCUUUUCGAUUAGACUACGAGAUCUCUCGCUGCCGACCAACAUGGAUGGCUCUCAGGCCCAGGCGAAUCAGCCUAUGGUUCCGCCUCAGCAGCACUCGAACCUAAUCCGGACAGACCAGGUCCAGAAAUUACCUCAUCUCAAUGAGCAGCAAAAGGCUCAGCACACCCAGUUGGUGCGCAAUUUCUGGGAGAUACUCAACAGCCGGGACCCCCAGAGUGCGGAAUAUCAGAACGCCCAUAUGAGACUCACACAGCUCUCUCAAAAUCUGAUGAAAGGCAUGCGAAUAUUUCAACAAAACCGCCAGCAAGCACUGCAGCAGCACCAACAGGCUCAGGCGGCGGCUGCAGCUGUGCAGGGACAGCCAGUCCAACGGACGCAGUCCGCCAACCCCCAGUCUUUCGCGCAGCUUCUCCCACAAAUCCAACAGAAAGUGAACGGUCUUCACUUCUUCCUCCCUCCCAAUAUCAGCAAAGAGCAGGUACAAACAUGGUUGCCGGAGGCAAGGCUACGAUACGGUAUUGCGCUUCAGAAACAGGAGAUCGGACGCGUACGUAUCGCGGAACUGCGCCAACAGUUCGCGCAGCGACAGGCCGCUGGGAACAUGAGCCAGGAAGAGCUCUACCGAGAAGGCAGCGACUUCUUGAACAAAUUCAAAGAGCAACAGGAAUCUUUCAAGGCACAGCAGCAGAACCAGCAGCUGAAUAGAGCAGAGCAGGCUGCUGCUGCGACUGGGACUGCGCCUGCGCCUGCCGCCACACCUGCGCCCACUGCCGGUGACAAGCGUCCGGUGAAUGUCCCCGGAUCCAUGCACCCUGGGCAAGCCCCCACUCCGGCACCUCACACCAUUAACUCUGCUGUAAAUGCGGCGCGAAAUCAAGCCGGGCAAGCGGCCAUGUCUCCCUCCACGACUCAGCCGGGCCAAGCGCCCGUCACACAAGCUGCAGGCACCGCACCUGCCGCUCCGGCCGCGCCUCCCCAUCAACCACAACAGCAGCAACCGCAACCUCUUUCGCAACCUCUUUCGCAACAGGGGACUCCAGGCGCGCAGGUCACAUUUAGCCAAACCCCUAAUCCGGACGGUUCGACGCCUACUCCUUCAGCUUCACAGCCAAUCAACGUACAGGGUCCACCACGUCCUUUGUCCCAUCAAGCUGCGAUGGCGCAAGCUGCUCAGAAUUAUACCAACAACGCCGCGAACAAUAACAUGGCUCAGCAAAAUGUGUCGCAGGCAGCUGCCAAUCCUCAUGCACAUCCUCAGGGCUAUAUUUCCAAUCGCGCGUCGGAAAAUUCAGCGCGUAACAUCAACAUGGCCAUUCCAAAGAACCUCAACGUUCCUCCUCCAGAGCCGGUCAGCAUGGCACCAGCCCGGCCCACUCUGUCCGGCGGCCCCAGUCAUGGCGCCAUGGGUAUGAUGGGCCAACCAGCCAUCCAGAAGCAUCCUGGCUACGUUCUUGAGGGCGAAGGCCAGCGUGUAUUGAGCAAGAAGAUGCUUGACAUCCUGGUGCGCCAGGUCACCGGAGGAGGAGAGGGUGAAGGGCUUACGCCAGACGCCGAAGAGUUCAUCCUGCAAAUGGCCGACGAUUUUGUUGAUGACGUGAUCACCGCUGCUUGCCGUCUCGCCAAAUUGCGCCCAUCCUCUACGCUUGAACUCCGCGACAUCCAACUCGUCCUGGAAAGAAACUACAACAUGCGCAUCUCCGGCUUCUCCACCGACGAUCUCCGCACCGUGAAGAAACCGCAGCCCACGCAAGGCUGGACUCAAAAGAUGUCCGCCGUCCAGGCCGCCAAAGUUACUCAGGGAAAGGCCGAGUGAUCCACUUUUAUGUUCCUUUUCCCUUCCUCCUUCAUCCUCUUGACCAAAAAAAUAAGGGAAGUCGCCAACGAUAGAGCUACACACAAGUCGGGGCAGCUUCCUAUCAAUCCUCUUCUGGCUUUUCCUUCAUCCUCUGAAUCACGGAGAACUUGAGACCUCCCCUGGAGCAACACUCAGAACGUGAAAUAUUCUACAUUAUGCGUAUUCGGACUGGCGUCAUCGGUGGGGUCGGGCCUCUGCUUUUUUCUUUUUUCUUUUUCUGAUGGGUUUGCCUCUACUAGGUUGUCUUUCCUUGGGGGGGUCCAAACUACGAAAUCGCUCAACUCCUGGAAUGUUGCAUGUGUGCCGGCGUCAUUAUUUGAGAAGGCCUGUUAUUCUGAUAUACCACCUUAGGCUAGGCACAGAUUAGGUUCAACGAAUGGUAGAAAAUUGAUUCAUGAUUUCAUGUCUAAA